AAACGAGAUUGGCGGAGGGAAAAAACAAAAGGAAAAACCUCGACUGUCGUACGAGAAGUCAAUGAUGGUGUAGGUAGAUGACUACGAUUUGUUCUGCUCAGCAAAUGCAGCCUGGCAAGGCACAGCUUCUAUGGAGUAGCAGUAGCUCUCCGAACUACCCGACGUUUACCCGCAACGCAGCACCGCCCAUACGCCGCACUAUCAGCCCAGCAGACAAUCAGCUGAGUACCUCAGGCCAGGUACCUUCCAAGCCAUUCCGUCAUCUGUUCUCCCUGCCGCCUGCUGUGCGUCUUCGUUUUCGGCGGGGCAUCGUUCCUUGGCUUUCGUUCUCCAUUCACAAACUGCCCCGCGCCAGGAACAGCUGCGCUGCACCCUUUUUUUUUUAGGUAUAUCAAGACUUGACGCCGACGAUUUAUACGAACCGCUCCCGACCCUGACCGACAGAUCCUCCGCUUUCCACGGCGCCAGAUUCCGUUUGAUCGCAGAACCAGAAAUACACGCAUCCACGAAAACAGCUGGUACGCAGGUAUUAUUGCGCUGCGUAAAUAUCGAGUACAAACAACGAAAGACGCAUCGCCGGAUCGAUAACGAAAACAGAAGACAAGGACAAUGUCUGCCAAGGUCCCGCGCAACUUCCGCCUGCUGGAGGAGCUUGAAAAGGGCGAAAAGGGUCUCGGAGCUGAAGCUUGCAGCUACGGCUUGGAAGAUGGCGACGACCUGCUCAUGUCCAACUGGAACGGCACCAUCUUGGGACCUCCUCAUUCCGCACACGAGAACCGCAUCUACAGCCUGAAAAUGCACUGCGGCGAAAAGUAUCCCGACGAGCCCCCCUCCAUCCAGUUCGUCAGCCAAGUCAACCUCCCCUGCGUCAACCCUCACAACGGCGUCGUCGAUCCGAAGCAGCUCCCCUGCCUGGCCCAGUGGAAGCGUGAUAAUACCAUGGAGAUGGUCCUGAUUGAGCUGCGAAGAUACAUGGCGUCUCCGGCGAACAAGAAGAUCCCCCAGCCUCCUGAAGGCUCUACAUACUCAUGAUUCCCUCAGGAGUUUAUCGAAGAGACUACAGAAGACAAAGGCGGAAGGACGUUCUAGACGGGAAAGCGAAAGGGCCAACAGACAUACGUGGAGACCCCUCCUUCAGCCAAACAAACACAAAUCCACAUCAACACCACCACGCACAAAGAAGUCACGUAGCAGGUUUUAUUAAAGCUCAAAUCAUCCCAUUCAUAUCUCACAUUCAGAGUUUGGUAGCACGAAAAUCAUAAUUCACAUUCCAAAUCGUCCA
Trichoderma atroviride IMI 206040 is the source of this 1282-nucleotide messenger RNA. RefSeq lists its product as uncharacterized. Gene Ontology annotation, biological process: protein K63-linked ubiquitination; DNA damage tolerance. NCBI's taxonomy places the organism in Eukaryota, Fungi, Ascomycota, Sordariomycetes, Hypocreales, Hypocreaceae. The record is from RefSeq and is a predicted model, not a curated record. Gene Ontology annotation, cellular component: nucleus.